AUGGCCACAGAACUUUGCCCAGUUUAUGCACCCUUCUUCGGUGCUCUCGGCUGCACUUCCGCCAUUGUCUUCACUUGCUUCGGAGCUGCCUAUGGAACUGCCAAGGCUGGUGUCGGUGUCUGCGGAAUGGCCGUCCUCCGGCCCGACCUGAUUGUUAAGAACAUCGUUCCUAUUGUCAUGGCUGGUAUCAUUGGUAUCUAUGGACUGGUCGUAUCCGUCUUAAUCGCAAACGACUUGGGUCAGAGUAUUCCUCUGUACACAGGGUUCAUUCAGUUGGGUGCAGGUCUCGCCGUCGGUCUCGCCGGUAUGGCAGCUGGCUUUGCCAUCGGUAUUGUCGGUGACGCUGGUGUCCGCGGAACGGCCCAGCAACCCAGACUUUAUGUCGGCAUGAUUCUGAUUCUGAUUUUCGCUGAAGUCUUGGGUCUGUACGGUCUGAUUGUUGCUCUUCUCAUGAACUCUCGCUCGAGAAUCGACGCCAAGUGCUAA
Molecule: messenger RNA, 486 nt
Organism: Aspergillus udagawae
Lineage: Eukaryota; Fungi; Ascomycota; Eurotiomycetes; Eurotiales; Aspergillaceae
Product: H(+)-transporting V0 sector ATPase subunit c
Exons: 6
Coding region: 1-486 (161 amino acids)
Biological process (GO): proton transmembrane transport
Cellular component (GO): proton-transporting V-type ATPase, V0 domain
Molecular function (GO): proton-transporting ATPase activity, rotational mechanism
Source: RefSeq, a predicted model, not a curated record